Molecule: messenger RNA, 4524 nt
Organism: Talaromyces rugulosus
Lineage: Eukaryota; Fungi; Ascomycota; Eurotiomycetes; Eurotiales; Trichocomaceae
Exons: 4
Coding region: 1-4524 (1507 amino acids)
Biological process (GO): transmembrane transport
Cellular component (GO): membrane; fungal-type vacuole
Molecular function (GO): ABC-type peptide transporter activity; ATP hydrolysis activity; ATP binding
Source: RefSeq, a predicted model, not a curated record
AUGGACAGCCUCGCGGGCAUCUAUCAAUUCGCAUUUGUUUCUCCCUUUCGAAAUACAGCUUUCGUGGCUCUAUCGGACGAGGGAAAUGAUGCCUCGUCACAAAGAUUGCUGUGGCAGUCCCGCACCCAACAUGUGGCAUCUUUCAUCGGCCAAGGAUAUCUCCAUUUAGCUCUUUUGGGCGUUUCCGUAUCUGUAAUAUCUCUACAGGUAUUAUUUAGCUAUAGACAACGGUGGUGGAAGAAACAACAAAAGAUUAUUGAUGACGCCGAAGCCGCCCAUUCCGUGCAGUUCUAUACACCGACUCUGUACACCUUGGCGCAAUUAUUUUUUGUUAUUGCCUCACUUGCUGUUAACAUUGUCGCUACCGUUACGCAAUCCACGAGCUGGGUGACGUCCCUACUUUUUGGAUAUACAGCCAUCUUGGGUGUGUCUCGAUAUACAUGGGAUCCCACUACGCAAUAUCACAUCCACCGUCACGUUACAAGCAUCACGGUGGUUGCCACAGUGUUGUCAUUUUUGCAAACAUUCUCGCCGUUGGUCGUCAUUGGAUCAACGCACCGGCCGACUUUUAUUGAAAUUGCUUCAUUCGCUUGUCUAGCUGCAGCAAGCUGGGUUCCUCUUAUCGCCCCGAAUCCACAGCGAAUCCCCGCGCAAGAACCGUACGGACAAGAAGGUUAUCUAUGCCUGACAGAAAAGGCUUCUCUGGAGGAGACCUGCUCACCCAUCUCUUAUUAUUGGACCUAUGAAUGGGUGACUUAUCUGAUCCUCCGGGCGGCCCGUCGAGAGAUCGUUAUCGAAGAUCUGCCCACCCUGCCUUCGUACGAUGCGCCAGAUAAAUGGGCAAAAGCGAUUCGCAAACAACGAAAACGGGGAGGCAAGACCUUCUUUAUUCUAUGUCGAUUGCUGACUAAAGAUAUCAAGGCCAUCAUUCAGUGGUCAGUCUAUACCGCGUUCGUCGAGUUUCUCUCUCCAAUUGGCCUUGUGAAUCUCUUAAAGUAUCUUCAAAGCCCCUCAGAGGCCAUUUUUCACCCUACUCUAUGGAUUGCCUUGCUCUUCAUCGGCCCGACAACUCGCUCACUGUGUUUCCAACGUUACAUCUUUAUCGCGACCAGAGUGAUUGUUAGAAUACACAUGUCACUUGUACAAGAGAUUUACCAUACCGCAAUCCAGUCUCAUCUCUACGAUUCCUCGAUUGCGGAGAAGAACGUAGACCAGCAUAGUGGUAACGUAACUGAAAAGGAUGCUUCCAAGACCAGACAGGCAGACAUCACCACGCUCAUGUCGUCUGACGUGGACUCAAUCUACAAUUCGCGCGAAAUAUUUUUCGUCCCUAUAACUGGCACAAUCACUGUAACGAUUGCCGUCUUAUUCCUAUACCGCUUGCUUGGUUGGCCUUCUCUAGUUGGGGUUGUAACUUUGUUUCUGUGCAGUCCCUUGCCCACCCUCACCUCACGCCGUGUAUCUCACAUACAAAGAUCGGUCAUGCGGGCCACCGAUGCUAGGAUUUCUAGGAUCACCGAGUACCUUGGCUCUAUCCGAACUCUCAAGUAUUUUGGCUGGGAACCAGCUAUAGAAAGACAAAUCAGCGCUCUUCGACAAGUCGAGCAGGACCGGACCUGGAAGCGCAAUUUGAUGGCGGCCAUCAUCUCUCUUUCUGGCGACUUCUUGCCCAUGAUGAGUUUGCUGGCCACCUUCUCGACCGUUGCUCUUUUCACCGACACGCCCCUUGAUGCUCCAAGGGCCUUUACGUCGUUGUCGAUCAUGGAAAUCCUACGCUCCCAGUGCGUGUGGAUGGCUAACAUCGUGCGUAAUGCAUCGCAGGGUAUCGAGUCUCUUCGCCGCAUGGACCGGUUCUUUGACUCUGCUGUCGAGAUCAAACGUCACCCCCAGGGGCCGCCCGAGUUCAAGAACGCAACGUUCCGUCGAACGCCUGUCGCUACUUUUCGGCUGCAGGAUAUUUCAACCUCCUUUGUGGAAAAUGCAUUGAAUGUCGUUACCGGUCCGACAGGAUGCGGCAAGACAUCCUUGCUUUUGUCUCUACUCGGGGAGACUAUUCACGAGUCUGGUACGGCAACAUGUCCGCGUGAUGUGGCAUAUGUUCCCCAGACUGCCUGGUUACAAAAUGACUCUGUACGCCAGAAUAUCCUGUUCUACAGUCCAUUUGAUCAAAAUCGCUAUGAUGCUGUUGUCUCGGCGUGUGGCCUUCUCCCGGAUCUGGAACAGCUUCCUGAUGGUGAUUCGACUAUCGUGGGUGAAAGGGGUACCAGUUUGUCUGGAGGCCAGAAACAGCGAGUCUCGUUGGCAAGGGCAGUGUAUUCUCAGACAUCAACCUUGCUUCUAGAUGACAUUUUUUCGGCCCUCGACACACAUACCACGGCGUUUGUAUAUGACCAAUGCUUUCGUCGAGGACUCCUUGCUGGACGUACGGUGAUUCUGGUGACUCACCUACCUUCGGCUCUCCAAGAUGCUCGGAUGGUGGUCAAUAUGGAACAAGGGACUGUAGCUUCGAUUGAGAUGAGAGAAGAAGAAAUAUCAGCAUCCUCAAGCGCCAGCACAUUUUCAACUGAAUUAGCUGCAGUCGGAUUGAACUCUGCACCGGGAGCUAAGGUGGAAGCUGGUAAAGCACCUCAGCCUAACAAAUCUAUUGCCGUAAACGCAUCCGCAGACCAGAAAGAACAUACAUCUUCGCGCCUGGUAGAGGAGCAAUCUUCAACAGGGCGUAUCCCGCGGGCUCUGGUGCUGGAAUACUUGCUCAAAUUUGGAGGCUAUCCAUUUGUUGUCGGCGCGAUGCUGUCCACGUUACUAGUGCAAACCACCUACUUUUCGGUCACAUACUGGCUGUCGGUUUGGGCAGAUGCAUAUGACGGUAGGAGUAUUAGUGACAUCAACGUCGGAUUUUACCUCUCUGUCUAUGCAAUUGCCAUUCUGUCCUACCUGUUAUUCCAGUUUUGCAAUAUCGUUUUCUUCCAGGCCGGUGGCUGGAGGGCAGCCAAAAUGAUGCACAACCAACUGUUACACGCUAUUCUCUACGCUCCGGUAUCAUGGUUCGAUCAGAAUCCCAUCGGACGAGCGAUCAACCGAUGCGGUAACGAUACGAGAUCCCUAGAUGCAGUUUUGCCCGAUUACUCUCUCAGGGUGAUGGACAGCUGUCUCCGCUUUUUGAUGCGUAUUGCGAGUAUCGCUUUUGUCAUCCCAAUCUUUGCUGUACCAGCCUGCAUUGUAUGCUGCAUUGGCUUCAUCAUCGGUGAACUGUAUACACGCACCCAAGUCGCCGUUCGACGGCUCUGUUCGGUAAAUGUGUCGCCAAUUUUCAUACACUUUACCGACAGUGUGGCUGGAAUGAGUGUCAUUCGGGCCCGGAGCGGCAUGGACCAACGGUUCCAAGGCUUACUGGCAGAAAGGGUUGCAGUAUAUGCGCGUGCCAUGGAGGCACAGUUCAAUUCAAACCGCUGGGUGUCGAUUCGAUCUGAUUUAUGCGCCGCAACAGUCACCACAGUGGCGGGAAUUCUGGCUUAUACUAGCAAUGGGGAUCCCGGCUUGGUUGGGUUUUCGUUGUCGAAUGCAGUCGGGCUCGGCCAAGCGAUUCUCAUGCUUGUUCGUACAAUGAACGAGCUGGAAGUAGAACUCAACUCCUUUCAACGAGUCAAAGAAUAUGUCAGCAUCGAGCCGGAAGAAGCUGAUGCCGCGUUGCAACCACGGCAAUUGCCACCGGCUCACUGGCCAUCGUCCGGCCAGGUCGAGUUCCACAACGUGACAGCGCGAUACCACAAUGGACCUAACGUCCUGCGAGAUGUCAGCUUCGUCGCGCGACCUGGCGAGCGCAUUGGAAUCGUCGGCCGUACAGGCAGCGGAAAAAGCACGACAGGGCUGUCUUUGCUCCGAUUUACGGACCUCGUAUCAGGAAGCAUCACGAUCGACGGUGUCGACAUCACCACAAUACCGCUGAACCGGCUGCGCACCAGUGUUGCGCUAAUCCCACAGGACCCUGUUCUUUUCUCCGGUGAUGUGCAGUCAAACCUUGAUCCUUUCGGCGAACUGGGUGAGACUGAACUGCAGGCCGCGUUAUCGGCAUGUUGCACGUCCAUCCAUAUCACCACCAGUCUCGACGAUGAGAACAGCAACAACAACAACAACACCACUACAGCCUUGAGGCUUGAUACCCCAGUUGCCGUGAACGGCGAGAAUUUCAGCCAGGGUCAACGGCAAGUCCUUGGACUGGCGCGUGCAGUCAGCCGUCGCGCGAAGGUGGUGCUGCUCGAUGAGGCGACUGCAUCGGUCGACCAGGAGACAGAUGAGCAUAUCCAGAAGCUUAUUCGGUCCGAGUUCGCGGACUCGACCAUCAUUGCGAUUGCGCAUCGGCUGAGAACGAUUGUUGAUUAUGACCGGGUGAUUGUCAUGGGCGGAGGGGAGGUGCUUGAAACUGGUACCCCGGCUGAGCUUAUUGCGCGCAAUGGCGUGUUUUGCGAUAUGCUGCGCAAUACUGGUGAAUACGCAGAGCUCGUGCGUAUAGUCGAGCAGAAAUAG